This is a messenger RNA of Cyclospora cayetanensis, 2466 nucleotides long. RefSeq lists its product as uncharacterized. Lineage: Eukaryota; Apicomplexa; Conoidasida; Eucoccidiorida; Eimeriidae. The record is from RefSeq and is a predicted model, not a curated record. The transcript is spliced from 2 exons. Bases 1 to 2466 code for a protein of 821 amino acids.
AUGCCAGGAGAUGCAGAUCACGGCCUCGCAGUGGCGGCAGAUCUUCCGCGGACGGUGCCGCCUUCUGCUCAGGUGACUCCUUCCAGCUUUGCUGACUGUCAGCCUGCGCCGCAUGUGACGAAUGCACGAGCUUUGAACCACGACGGCGAACCUUUGACACCCGCGGGGCUUUUUUCUCCAGCAGCACGCUCUCCUCCAGCACAAGUGCCGCAUGCAGAAAUGCGGCGUCACUCCGGCACAACUGUUCAGGAGAGUGGCCCCAACCCCGACGACUCCCGGCAGUUUUCUUCCCCCGCAUCUCCGCCUCCCCUAGGCGUGCCGCUUGCAUGUCAGUCCUCAUAUGUGCUGCCCGCCCAUGCAGAAGGAGAACAGCCGUACCGCCGCUGCCGAUCCUCCGGUUUGGGGCACAAUUCGCCUCAAGGCUCCAGCAGCGUGAGCUUUCUUGAGGCCUUUCAUCGGCGGCAGCGCCAGCAAGUCUCCUCAGAGCUCAAGAGGAGAGACGAAGCUCUGCACACGCUCAAUCAGUGGCGGGGAAACACCCCCCAAGGGUCUCUCCGCCUGACUGCCCGCACCCCUGCAGCACCCCCCUCCCCCCCCCAAGCGGCCUCCGAUGCAUCCACGAGGCGCCAGUUGGCGGGAGAAAUGGUUGCCCUCUUCAGCAGCUUGUCGUCGACGAAGCAGCAGCAGGCAUCCGCAGCUUGCCGGCAGACUAUUGGUCAGCUGCAGCAGCAGCAGGGGCACCUCGGACAGCUCAUCAGGCGCUUGCGUUCCUCUGCCUCGGUUCCAAAAGCGAGAGGGGUUCUCGUCAAGGCUCGCUCCCUGCAGCUGCAACUGCAGAUGCAGCAGCAAGAGCACCGCCCCUGCGGGCAUCACAGACGGCUGCCAGCUCCCCUGCUGCUGCCGCUGCCGCAAGUCAGCAGCAAAAACAUGUCACAGGGGGUGCAGAAGCAGCAGCAGCAGUGUUCGGAUCCUUGGCGCCGUUUGCUGCGGCGCGUAAGGCCAAGAAGGCGCAGAGCUUCUCUGCCUCCUUCCCUGCGUCUCAGGAAAGGAUCAGCAGGUGCCAGGAGCUCAGGCUCUGCCUGCUCCGACGUUUUACUGGAAGCAGCGCGUGGAGAAGGAGUGGUGCCUCCCGCUUCUGCUACAGGCUGCGACACGGAGUCAGCCGCAGCCGCUGAAGCCGCCGCAGAGUUCUCCGCUGCCGUAGACCGUUUCAGCAGCAGCAGAAAUCGCACUGCCAGUGCGGGCUGGAGGCCCCCUCGGCGUGUCUCUCCCUCGGGAAGCCCCUUGACAGUGCGCGAGUGGGCAGAGGAGCUGAUGCAGCAAGCGGAAGCAGCGUGUUGUGCCGCUGUUGGUGCUUUUCCGGAGGCUAUCCAUGCCGCUCUGGUCAAGUCUUUGGAGGCCCUCUCAGGGGCCUUUCAUCUGCACAUUCUGAAGACGCAGCGCCGCCUCGAGGUGGCAGCUCUCCUCGAACAGAGACGGAUGCGGCCAGAUCUUCUUGCGAGCCGCUCAAGGCUUGUCGAGCGCGCAGCAGCCGCUGCGCUGAGCGGCAGUCUUGAGAAAGCCGUGAGGGGCCCCCGUUUUUCUCUGGGGCCUCCUGGAGCUGCCCUUUCUGUCUGCCAAGCAAGAAGUGUGUCUGGCGGCAGUGCUCCCGGAGGAGCGGCAUGCGCUGCUGAAGGGCAGCACGAGGAGGAAGGCAGUCUGGCCACGAAACAGGGGGGGACGGGGCACAGCGCGUACGGGGAGGAAGACACCAGCUUGCUGGAGGCAGAGACGGAUUGCGAAUAUCUGUUGGGGAGGCAGCUGCUGCCUUAUGAGCGGAUGCUGCUGAAGUAUAGGGUGCUGCGGAAGAAUGGGUAUGGCAGAGGGGGGGGGGAGGGGCCUAGCGGCAGCAGUGCCCUAGGCGACGAAGACCUCCUAGAGACACGGCUUGUUGAGGAGUUGCUGCUAGCGGUAGAGGAGGGGACGGCACUCCCAGGGGACUUAUCAUCAGGGCCUUCUGAGGAGUCCGACGUUUGGGCUUUGUGGGGGGGUGACACGCACUCGGAUACGGCAAAGAUCGAGCACCUGCUUGGCCUUGUCGGUGAACUGCAAAAGGCAGAUCGCCAGCAACGCAAGCACGUCUCUCAAAAAAUUCUAGAGCAGGCAGAUUCCAUGCCCGACGAGGAACGCAUGCUGCGCUCCUUCUUCCUAAAUGCCGCUCCGCCGGCCGCUCCAGAAGAGCUGCUGCCGCAGCGUCAAGGAGCCCCAGCAGAAGCAGGGGGGCCCCCUGCAGGGGGGCCCCCUGAGACGGCGAGGCCAGAGGCCCCUUCGGGCGAGGCCUCAGCGCAAAGUGUAGAGCCUGCAGAGGGGCCAGCAAAUGCCUCUUCCACUGGGGAGAACCUGUACAAGGCGCAUUACCUUUUGGGGCCUUGGAAUAGCAGUAGGCUGUAUUCCUUCCCGCCAGCGCAACAGCCCAGGCAAAGGUGA